AUGUUUGACUUCUCACAGACGCAGACCCACAAUGGGGCUUUGUUUUCACAGCCCGCAGGGUUCCCUCUUACCGUCGUAGAAUCUGGCAAGCGAAGUCCACAAGAAGCAUUCUCGGCAUCGUAUCAUUGCGAACGCCGGGCAUCAUUAGAAGACCAUGGGUACAUCUACUCCUGGAAGAGGACCAACAGCAAUGCAUCCCAUGAUGGACAACAAAUAAUCAACUCCUCUUCCUCGUGGGACGAAGAGGAACGAUCAGAUGAUGAUGAUGCGCUACUGUGCAAUCAGCCGUCUCCCGGCAAGAAACAGAGGAAGCAUCCUCGUCAAGAAGACUUAAACGAUGAAGGGAGCAAUCCUAGCGACGCUUAUCCUUAUCUUCGCAGGGGUAGCUAUCAAUCUCCCCCAACACAACAACGGCAGUCAGGGCAUCGAAAGGGACGCAAUCGAGCCUUUACGGGUGAAGACUUUCAAAGGCUCAUCAUUUCUCAAAUGUGAAUUGGUCAUCAUUGUUCUUGCAAUUCAUUUUGUACACGACGACUGCCCAUGCUUCAAAAUUCCGGUAGUCUAUCUAUUGCCACGAUAUAUAUAUAUAUAUAUACAGAUGAUUAUGUAGAUUGAAACGGAGGCACCCUGUCUCCAGCCAAGUUCCAACAGUGUUCCAUCGUCAUUUCCCAUUCAUGCACCAGCCAAGCUAAACCUAAACAAGCAACCUUCCCAUCUUGAUAGCUAAUACAUAAGAAACACUUGAUUC
Messenger RNA from Seminavis robusta, 748 nucleotides. The record is from the annotation of a GenBank genome assembly. Lineage: Eukaryota; Bacillariophyta; Bacillariophyceae; Naviculales; Naviculaceae.